CACUCGGACCUCCGCCGUAGGUUCCGCAGCUUCACGCGAAUCACGCGACGUUCCCCUGCAGUUUUGCCGCGCGCGGUGAUUAGGUUUAAUAAACGCGAAAAGCGUAGGGAAGCGAGGAGCCCGCCGCGGAGCGCCCUUUCGACGGAGCCCGCAAUCAUUUCGUUUUCGUGACACGCUCGUUUCCACGACGAAACGAUGCUUUGGAUAGACAGCAUACCGGGAAUCGAUCGUCGACGUCUGCCCGUCGUAUGUCUGGCGUUGGCGAUCUGCGCGUUCUUCACCAUUGACGCGAGCGACGCCGCCACGAACGAAACCAAGGACUCGUGGACGGGAUUUUCGACGUCCUGCACAUCGGAGGAUUCCAAAAAUGUGUCGGUCUCCUGUCAUGGAGUGCGCAUCGUACGGAAAAUCGUACAACAAUUUCUGGAGACCACCAGCAAGGAACGGGACAUUGAACUGUUCGACGGCGUAUCCUUGGUCGAAGCGCCUGGAAACGGAUCUUCCCGAAAGGCCAGAGUGUUGAAGGGCUUCGGAGGCCUCGGGCCAUUUUUUCAGUUCCUGGAAGGUAGAGAACUGAGAAUCAAGCUGCCGUCCUUACUCCCAUCGAACUUCGAGACUGCCUUAAAGGAGAGUUUGCCAUCCGAAUCUGAAGCGAGGCAGAAGCGAGGAGGAGGCGGCGGCGGUUACGGCGGCGGCGGCGGCGGCGGCGGUUACGGCGGCGGCGGCGGCGGCGGCAAAGGUGGCAAGAAGGGCGGUGGCGGUGGUUACAUGAUACUGGCCCUCAUGAUGGGUAAAAUGAUGGCUGCUAUGGGCAUGGGGGCGGUGGGUCUUUUGGCCAUGAAGGCUCUGAUGGUCUCGGCAAUGGCUCUGAUGCUAUCGCUAAUCGUAGCUGUGAAGAAAUUGGCAGGAGGCGGCGAUGAUCACGGUGGCCAUCACGUCGUUUACGCGCAAGAAGUUGGCCAUCAUCACCGCAAGAAGAGAUCGAUCGAAGAUGUCGAUUCUACACUGUUACCCUACAGAGGAUAUGCCCAUCUCUACGCUAACUCGGGAGCAUCUUGAUACCUUUGUUAAUCGUUAAUUGCAGCACCAACCGCGAGAUUGAAUUGGUUCUCGAGCUUCUUAACUCUCCUGUCAUCAGUACCUAAAGCCCUCUUCAGUUAGAUGCGACUAGAUGGACCACGUUGAUAACAGCACAUUGACAUUGCGUUCACGUAAUUUGCAUUUCCGUCACAUCAUCAUUGCCUCGUUAUCAUCAUCAUCAUCAUUACAUUCAUUUAACGCAACAUGCGCCUUUUCCACAACGUGGCUUUCGUUUCUUUUUAGUUUAUAAAACUGCAAACGUCAGGUCGCGGUAGGAGGGUUAAUAGGCGUUGGAAAAUGACCGACGACGUGACGCGACGUGACGCGACGCGACGCGACGCGACGCGACGCGACGCGAGAUCAGUGACAGUGACAUCGACGAAACGACAAAUGACUGAGGAACCGAUUGACAUCUACGGUAGAAAGUGAUGUUUAACAAAUGCUUGCUCACGAGAAACGUGGUAAUUGAUCUCUAUUGGUCUGCCACUUCGACAGGACUCUCAGUGAAAAAUCACACAGACACGCACCGAAGAAACCAAAGUACGUUGUUUGACUUUUUUAUUUAUUUAUUUUUUUAUCCACGUAUUUAUUAUUGUGCAACACAUGUUAAUAAAGCAUACGUGUUUGGAAGAUAUGAAAUA
Messenger RNA from Pogonomyrmex barbatus (red harvester ant), 1721 nucleotides. RefSeq lists its product as uncharacterized. The record is from RefSeq and is a predicted model, not a curated record. NCBI's taxonomy places the organism in Eukaryota, Metazoa, Arthropoda, Insecta, Hymenoptera, Formicidae. Gene Ontology annotation, cellular component: membrane.